AUGGUAUCUUACUCUCCUCUAGAAUACAGAGAUAUUGAUGUCGAGCUUGAACCAUUAGCCGACCCGCAAACCUUCGAACAUCCGGAUUCUCCGCUGCCGCUUCUCGACGAUUCCAUCACCACAACGACUGCUUCAUCCAACGCCAGGAACAUGGAGGGCACGCCGAAAUGGAUGAGGACGGCGCAACCUUGGGGAAGGACGGUUGCACAGAAAAUAAUUGCGCUACUGAAACCACGACUCGCGCUGGGGUACAUUUUUUGGGUGUUGAUUGUCCUUUAUGUGCUUUAUUGCAUCCUCGCCCGGUCGCCUCUUUUGGCAUCCAAGUUACCAAACUACUCCGGACGGUAUGGAGUUGGAGUCAUUGACGUAGAAGUCCCGGUACAGACACCACGAAAGACGAGCGAUUUGGUUUUCAAGGAUGGGAAGCCCGCGUUCGAACUGGAGACGGUGCUUUUCUCGCUUUACUACCCGACUACGAAAGGAGUGAAGAGUGCAAGGCCAAAGCACCGUUGGAUUCCCAAGCCGGUCGGUUUGACGGCCGAAGGCUACGCCCGCGCUGCGCACUUUAACAAUUUCAUCUCGAGGCCCAUUUUCACAUUUGCGUUGUGGGCCCUCGCAGGAACUAUUACCAUCCCAGCAGAAGUUGACGUCCCUCUCUUACCUUUGAACGAAGAGACAAAGGACAAGUUUCCUGUCGUCGUUCUCUCUCAUGGACAGGCUAGCUCGAGGACCGAUUAUACGCAUUACUGCGGAGAGUUGGCGAGCUCUGGUGUUGUGGUUGCCGCGAUAGAGCACCGCGACGGCAGCGGUCCUGGGUCGAUUGUCACCACUGCGAAUGGGGAAAGGAGGGUGAUGUAUUUGAACAAGAAGGAGUUGGAAGGCGGAAAGGGUAUGGAGGAUGAUGAGUUCAAGUUUGAGCAACUUGCCUUUCGACAGGCCGAAAUUGAGGAGACCAUUGCAGUUUUGCGGUCUCUGGAAGCGGGCAAGGGAGUCGAGGUUUACAAGACGAAUGCAAGAAAAGAAGGAAAAGACCUGGAUCAGUGGGAGAACCGACUCAACUUUUCACAGACGGUCAUUGCAGGUCACUCCCUCGGAGCCACCGGGGCACUGCAGGUUCUCAGAGGCGCAACCUCCGAGAAGAAUCCGGCUGUGGGGGGAAUCAUUCUCGACCCUGGCAAGAGCAGCGGACGGCUCAACGCGGACAUUGACGUGCCGAUAUUGGUUGUGCAUUCCGACUCGUGGUCGAAGAAGGUUACUGUCUUCUUUGGGCGGCCGCACUUUGACACCGUCAAGGAUAUCGUCAAAGACGUGCUCAAGAGAGUGGGGUCAAGUUGGUUUUUGACGAGUUUGAAGACGAGUCACCCUAGCGUUACCGAUGCGCCGUUGAUCGAACCACUUCUUUUACGGUGGACUACCGGGGCCAAGAUUGAUGUUCAUGACGGGUUGAGGGAGUACGUUCGGGUGUCGGUGGAGUUUUUGGAGUUUUUGAAGAAUGGGACCAGGAAGGGGGUGCUAUCUGAGGAUGUAACGCAUGAAGAGUAUGGGAAGGAUACUAUGACGGAGGAACAGAAGAGGAGGAUCCCGGAGGAGACGACGAAAUUCUGGCAGAUUCACGUUGCGCCGCCCCGCGUAGACUAG
Molecule: messenger RNA, 1638 nt
Organism: Colletotrichum truncatum
Lineage: Eukaryota; Fungi; Ascomycota; Sordariomycetes; Glomerellales; Glomerellaceae
Product: paf-acetylhydrolase family member
Molecular function (GO): 1-alkyl-2-acetylglycerophosphocholine esterase activity
Source: RefSeq, a predicted model, not a curated record